Messenger RNA from Capsella rubella, 1413 nucleotides. RefSeq names its product putative methyltransferase At1g22800, mitochondrial. Gene Ontology annotation, cellular component: mitochondrion. The record is from RefSeq and is a predicted model, not a curated record. Gene Ontology annotation, molecular function: S-adenosylmethionine-dependent methyltransferase activity. Bases 6 to 1169 code for a protein of 387 amino acids. Gene Ontology annotation, biological process: mitochondrial respiratory chain complex I assembly. Lineage: Eukaryota; Viridiplantae; Streptophyta; Magnoliopsida; Brassicales; Brassicaceae. The transcript has 11 exons.
CCAAAAUGAAAAACAGAGAAAUCUACCGUCUCUUCAAACCAAACCCAGAACCCCGUCCGACGUUUUCCGGUGUAGCUAAGAACGAGAGAGAGAGAGAGAUGCGGAGGAUCAAUUCUCUCUACGGACGAAUUGGGCUGCUUAGGAGAGUAUCCGAAAGAUCUACGAAGCAGUCUCAUACAUUUCUCGCUUCUCUCUCUUUCUCUACGGCCGGUGGUUAUGGCGGUGACAGUGAGUUUCAGCAGAACAGCUCCAAAGUCAAGAUCUUUGAUCGAGACCUCAAGCGAAUACAUCGUGAUCGAGCAGCGUGGCUGUCCUCUCGCCAGGAAAAGGAUUCCUUUUUCGACGCUGUUGCAGACAAUCUACUUGACCGCUUAGAGGAUUGUAAGAAGACUUUUCCCACUGCAUUUUGUUUGGGAGGAUCUCUUGGUGCUGUUAAGCGGUUAAUACGUGGCCGCGGUGGGAUUGAAAAGCUUAUCAUGAUGGAUACCUCAUAUGACAUGAUUAAAUCAUGUAGAGAUGCUCAAGAGGAUUCACUCGAUAAAACCAUUGAAAUGUCGUAUUUGGUUGGUGAUGAAGAGUUUCUGCCAAUCAAAGAAAGUUCGGUUGAUUUGAUAAUAAGUUCGUUGGGGCUUCACUGGACAAAUGAUCUUCCAGGAUCCAUGAUCCAGUGCAAACUAGCGCUGAAGCCUGAUGGCCUAUUUUUAGCAGCAAUUCUUGGCGGAGAAACCUUAAAGGAGCUGAGAAUAGCAUGCACUUUGGCUCACAUGGAGCGUGAAGGAGGUAUUAGUCCCCGGCUGUCGCCUUUAGCACAGGUUAGGGACGCAGGGAAUCUCUUGACCAGGGCGGGUUUUAGUCUUCCUGGUGUUGACGUCGAUGAAUACGUAGUUAAAUACAAGAGUGCGUUGGAUCUUAUAGAGCAUCUUCGUGCAAUGGGUGAAACCAAUGCUCUUCUCCAGAGAAACAAGAUAUUGAAUCGUGAAACUGCUCUUGCCACUGCAGCCAUAUAUGACUCAAUGUUUGCUACAGAGGAUGGCACUAUACCUGCUACAUUUCAGGUGAUUUACAUGACAGGAUGGAGAGAACAUUCGUCUCACCAGCAGGCGAAGCGAAGAGGUUCAGCCACGGUAUCCUUCAGGGAUCUCCAUAAGCAAUUUGGCGGUCAAUCUUGAUAGAUGGGCUAAAAGAGAAAGGCACGUUUCAAUAAACAGAGACUUUACAAAUGAGACUGAGAGAAAUCAGUGACUUAAGAGGAGAACUCUUGUAGAUUUGUCAGAUGAGAGAUCGCAAUUAUAAAGAUUGCUUUCGCAGCUUCGCUCAUGUAUUUUCGUAUCGAAUAAUAAUGUAAUAGCUGAUCAGAUUACAUAUGUUUGUAUCCUACAAAAAUAUUUUGAAUACCAAAGUUCAAAUCUUCAA